Messenger RNA from Pyrenophora tritici-repentis Pt-1C-BFP, 1219 nucleotides. Lineage: Eukaryota; Fungi; Ascomycota; Dothideomycetes; Pleosporales; Pleosporaceae. The record is from RefSeq and is a predicted model, not a curated record.
AUCAACGAACUGGUGCCUGGCGCCCGCCUAGAAAGCCACCUUUGCAUAUCCACCUCCAAGAAUCUCAACUGCCAUCUGUCUCCAUACGCGAACGCCAGAUCCAGCUUCCAGAAAGACGACAAUCCGAAGAGAAAAAAAGAUGGAGAAGCUCAAAGAAGCCGAAACAGCAGCAGCGCAACGCCUGCGCAAAACAUUCAAAUACCCCUCUGAAUCCGACGAUGAAGAUACCGUAGAAGCAGGAAUGGACGAACAAGACCGCGCCACACUCAUCGAAACCCUAAGCAGCAACGACACCUCCACAACACACAAAUACACGCUCUUCCUCCUCGCAUUCCCCCUCGUACCCACCCUGCUCUACACCCCCCGCCUCUUCUCUCUCAACACCAUUUUACCCAGCCUCAUCGCCAUCGCAAGCUUCCUAGCAACAGCAUACACGCUCUACUUCCUGCCACUGCCCCCUACGCAAAUGGAGCCCAUAGACGGCGUGGACGUAACACCCUCUGUGAUCAAACAGAGCAAGAACAAGGGAAAGAAACCAGUCGGUGGCUAUGGGUUGAACACGAAAACGCCGUCUUGGGAGCAGCCGACGGAGAAGUCUGUGAGACGGCCUGUACCGUAUAUCUCAGAAGACAUGGCGGAUUUGAUUGGCGACCAUAUCGUCACUGUUAACCGUGCUGUAUGCGGUCUUUUGGCCAUGUACGAAGUGUGGUUAUCGCGGGAAUGGAGUGAGGGGUUCGCGUUGGGCGGUGGUUUCCUACCGGGAUUUGUGUGCCUGGUGAUACUGUGGGCGAGGACGGAGCUAAGACUCAUCGAUAUGCAAGCGCUGGAGAAGAUGGAUGCGGGUGCGCCAGGCAAGGCCAAGUGAGCAAAUGCUUGGAAGAGCAAGAGUUCAGGCAUAUAUGAAAUUCAUUUGGACUGAGAUACCCCAUUUCAUGUACUAGUAAUGAAACCAAGAACCGUCUGUUAUCCUGAGUGACCAAGUGAUAUAAACGCUGCAAGAACGAGAGACCAUUAUCCCAAGAACAAGGGAGGGGUCUAGGUAUCAUGUACGUGAAAAAAAAACGCCGUCGCUAUGUCGAAACCCAUAUGAACGCCGAAUCCAGAAAGUAGCCGUUCCACAUGUACAUUUUAAUCUUCUCGUCUCGUCAUCAGAGCAGCAUGCUCUUCCUUCUGCUGGCCGCGCGUUCGGCCCGCAUCGCGAUCGUCUCCCUCUCCCGCG